UCGUUCAUCGCCAUGGAUUACGUUCAGUUGUCAUCGUCGAUGGGCUCGGGUUCAACUGCAGUUGGUCCUGUUGUAGUCCAAACGGAUACCACUCCUCCUUCUAUGGAGACCGAUUCGGGAAAUUCGUAUUCUCUUACUGAUCUGUCAUCGUGCCGUGCCAGUGUCGAGGAGCAGCCUAUGUCUAAUGGUUGGAGCUAUCAAGAUGAGCUUUUUGCCCAUUUGGAUUUUGAGCCAACCACGUCUGGAAGCAGUGUGGACGCCAUACCGGUGACGUCCGCUGAUAAUCCAGAAACUGAAGUGGAAGAUGAUAACAUUUACAAGUACUACUAUAUGUUGGAGGAUUCACAUGAAGACGUUCUGAGAAAGCUAGAAGAAGAACUUGUUCGUGAAGAAUCUGAAGAGCAGUCGAAAGUCCAAGAAGUCAGUGCAAAACUUAAGGAACUGGAGAAGGGUGCCAGGGAGUGGGUGCACAUAGACAAACUGCAGAAGCGAAAAGUAACGCUCUCGAAAAGUGCGCAGGAAAAGAAGGCAGAAAGGGAACGAAUAGCGCGAAUUCGAAGGGAGUUGGCAAUAGCUAAUAGGGAACGCGAAUUUUUCUGUUGUUUUGUGUGCAGCCGAGUUUUCACGGAUGAGGAAGCGAUGCGGCAGCAUGUGUCGGAAAAGCACUUGGCAGCAAAAAAGAACUUCAAUCUGAAGUGUCCACACUGUUACCUGCGGUUCACAGAGAAGAGGUUGCUUACCAAACAUAUGAAGUUUCACAAAGAUGCGUCUUUUACUUGUGAAGUGUGCAAAUUCCAGUUCAAGGAACAUUUGAGCUUGAAAGUUCAUAUGAGUAGGGCGCACGGCCUGUCCUUGGAUGGAACGGAAAUUGUAAAGAAGCAUGAAUGCAAGUGUGGUCAGAAGUUUGGACUCAUGGAGGAGUUGAAGCGCCAUAGAUACUACUGUGAUAAUCGAGAAAGCAUUACCGAGAAACGGCGGAUAGCUCGCCAAGAGCUUGAUGCAAUGUCUGUGAUCUCAAGUCCUGCUCCUUCAACUAUCUCAUCUUGUUCGGAGUCUACCAGUGGGAUUAGUAUUGGCAGUACAUCUGGGAGACCGGUGAAAGACAAAUCUUGUCCGUUUUGUUUUCUUGUAUGUGCGUCCAUGCAGUCUCGUAGGCGUCAUAUUGAGAGAAAACACCCAGAAAAAUUAGGUGAAGAAGAGGUUGAAAUUCAUAGCUACAUAAAAGUUCAUUCGCCUGCUCUUCCAUUUGCAUGUCCGUUGUGUGCGAAAACCUUCUCUAAUCAUGCAUCACUUUCGCGACACAAGAAAAGAAUACACGAGAAUAUAAAAGAUUUUGUGUGCAGCACGUGUGGAAAGAGUUACCCAAUCCCAAGCGAGCUGAGAAAGCACAUGAAACGAGUGCAUAAUAUACUUGAAUGUUGACUUGUUCGUUUCUGGAUUUGUAUAUUCUAUGUUCUUAAUAGUACUGGUCAUGCUUCGGGUUUAGUUUGUACUAAAUAAAUGUUUUAUUGUCAUG
Molecule: messenger RNA, 1516 nt
Organism: Cylicocyclus nassatus
Lineage: Eukaryota; Metazoa; Nematoda; Chromadorea; Rhabditida; Strongylidae
Source: the annotation of a GenBank genome assembly